Puccinia graminis f. sp. tritici CRL 75-36-700-3 is the source of this 1652-nucleotide messenger RNA. RefSeq lists its product as uncharacterized. NCBI's taxonomy places the organism in Eukaryota, Fungi, Basidiomycota, Pucciniomycetes, Pucciniales, Pucciniaceae. The coding region runs from base 1 to 1623 and encodes 540 amino acids. The record is from RefSeq and is a predicted model, not a curated record. The transcript has a single exon.
AUGUCUCCAACUCUUCUGGCUGCAGCGAUGCCAUACCUUCCCAUUCCUGACUCUCCUCAUAUUAUUCCGGCUACGGCACGAGAUGAUGGUGUUUCGAGUUUGAUUUCUCAUUUAGGUAUCGAAAAUCAAUCGCUCAACGACACAAUUCUAUCUCAUGCCCAAAAAAUUGCAGACUUGGAGAUUCAACAACGACGCUAUCUCAAGUUGUUUGACGAUUUGAAAUCCCUUCUUCCCCUCAGCUCUCAGUUUGUCAAGAUCAAGACCGAUUCGAACGAUCAAUUUCUUCAGGUUCGGAAUGCGAUUGAUUCGGUAAAUAACUCCACCAACUCUCGUUUGGAUCGUGUGGAAGGCUUUGUGAAUCAUUCGAUAACCCAUCCGCCUGUUCAGCCUAAGUCAUUCCGAGAUCCCCCUUACCUCUCUCAUAUAUACUUUUCUGGAGUGUUGUCAGAAACUAAAGAGUUCUGUUUUGCCAUGAGGCACUCUUUGGAGAUGCAUAGCGACAAUUUCUUAAAUGAAAAGCAUAAAGUCAUGUGGGUUGCGGGAUACUUUCGGAAGCCGGACGGGAAGUUGGGCGAUAACUGCGCGUCGUACGUUUGGUGGCGCGGUCUGAUGGCGAAGAAUGCACAUCAUCAAAAUCUGGAUCCGAACACCGCUUCGUCGAAGGCUCCGUUUCUCUUGGAAGAAUUGUUGUUGGGUGAAUCAUUUUUAGUUGCGAUUGAGACAACUUUCUCAAACCACAAGGGAGAAGAGGAAGCUCGCAAAUCGUUACGCGUGAUGAAACAAGGCAACACCUCGAUCGAAGAAUUCAACGUCUCCUUCAAUUCGUUACUUUACUCGGUGGAUCUUUCGGAAGCAUCGAAAUGUGAUCUUUAUGAUGAGGCUAUCAAUCCGAAAAUCGUUCAGCUCGGGAUUUUACGGGGUGGAUGGAAUGGGGUGACGGAUUUGGCGAAGAAACAGGCGAUGGCGGUAGAGUUGGCAGCGGAUGUUCCAGGAGUAGCUUUAAUCGAUCGUCUGAGUCAAAAGCCUCAACCGAUAGUCCAGAAGAUUCAACUACCUCCUAAACCGGAAGCUGCAAGACCUCCUCCGAAACUCUCUGAUGGCGUCCCAAUGGAUAUCGAUGCGAUUGCGGCCGAAUUGGGUUUUACGUAUGACGCAUAUCGACAUGAGUGUGUACUUCAACACAUUUGUCAUCGUUGCGGGGGUCGUUACGAUUCAGCUCAUACAGAUGCGAGGCGAUGCCCUUUGCAAAAGGAAGCGCAAUUGUCUAAACCUCAGAUUUUGGGGAUUUGGCGAGACUGGGGAGGAGAUGCGGGAGAUGGGAUCAAGGAUCGAGCGGACUCACGCACUAACCUUCCGCGUGGAUCUCAUUCUAUUUCGGCCUUUGAUCGAUGGUCGUCUUCGUCAGGUCGAUAUCCACCUUCUCAACCGACUUUUCCUUCACAUUUGCCUAGCAACAGCAACAAAGGGAAGAAGCGACAGUCCUUGUCAGAAGAAUCUUCCGAUCAUUCGCCGAAACGAGCUUUGAACACUCAUCAAUCGAAUUCCCCGAUGGCCUCCACUAGUCAAGCUGUGGUGGAUACGGUAGAAAUGGAGCCAAUGUCUCUUGGCGAAGUUGUUUUUUGAGCGUCAACUUGCGGAAGCGCAGUAUGAGG